Messenger RNA from Medicago truncatula (barrel medic), 1713 nucleotides. Its product is annotated as 7-deoxyloganetin glucosyltransferase. NCBI's taxonomy places the organism in Eukaryota, Viridiplantae, Streptophyta, Magnoliopsida, Fabales, Fabaceae. The transcript has 2 exons. The record is from RefSeq and is a predicted model, not a curated record. Bases 47 to 1495 code for a protein of 482 amino acids. Gene Ontology annotation, molecular function: quercetin 3-O-glucosyltransferase activity; quercetin 7-O-glucosyltransferase activity.
CAAAGACGUGUACUAACUUUAACAUUGGAUAAGAAAAAUAUCAAAGAUGAGUAACUUUGAAGAGAGAAAGCCACAUGCAGUGUUAACACCAUUUCCAGUUCAAGGCCAUAUCAAUGCAUUGUUGAAACUAGGAAAACUACUUCACCUUAGAGGAUUUCACAUAACCUUUGUCAACACUGAAUACAAUCACAAACGCUUGCUCAAAUCAAGAGGUCCAAAUGCCUUUGAUGGUUUAACUGAUUUUAGCUUUGAGACUAUUCCAGAUGGUUUAACUCCAACAGAUGGUGAUGGCGAUGUUAGUCAAGAUUUACGCGCUCUUUGUCUAUCAAUCAUGAACAAUUUUCACCAAUUCUUUGGUGUAUUUCUUGCUAAACUUAAUGACUCUGCUACUGCUGGUCUUAUCCCUCCAGUUACUUGCUUAGUUUCUGAUUGCAAUAUGGCAUUUACAGUAGAUGCUGCUGAAGAACAUGCACUCCCAAUUGUUCUCUUUUCCCCAUGUAGUGCAUCUUACUUCUACUCUACUUUUCACAUUACUAAAUUGUUUCAGAAUGGUGUGCUACCACUCAAAGAUGAGAGUAAUCUAACAGAUGGAAAUUUGGACACUAAAGUUGAAUGGAUUCCAGGUUUGAAAAGCAUUAGUUUGAAGGAUUUUCCUGAUAUAAUAAGGAUAAAAGAUCCUGAUGUGAUAAAAUAUAAAAUUGAAGAGACAGAUAAAUGUCAAAGAGGCUCAACCAUUAUUUUCAAUACUUCUAAUGAACUUGAGAGUGAUGCUAUCAAUGCUCUUAGUUCUAUAUUCCCUUCUGUAUACACAAUUGGCCCAUUUUCUUCUUUUUUAGAUCAAAUUCCAGAAAAUCACUUGAAAUCUUUAGACUCUAAUCUUUGGAAAGAAGAUACUAAAUGUCUUGAAUGGCUUGAAUCAAAAGAACCAGGAUCUGUUGUUUAUGUAAAUUUUGGCAGCAUCACUGUUAUGUCUCGAGAGAAGCUAUUAGAGUUUGCAUGGGGUUUGGCCAACAGCAAGAAACCCUUUUUGUGGAUCAUUAGGCCUGAUCUUGUUAUUGGUGGCUCACAGGUGUUGUCAUCUGAUUUUUUGAAAGAAAUUUCAGAUAGAGGACUAAUAGCAAGUUGGUGUCCACAAGAGAAGGUAUUGAAUCACCCUUCAAUUGGUGGAUUCUUGACUCAUUGUGGAUGGAACUCAAUCAUGGAGAGUAUAUGUGCUGGAGUGCCAAUGUUGUGUUGGCCAUUUUUUGCUGAUCAACCACUUAGCAGUAGAAUUAUUUGCGAAGAAUGGGAGAUUGGGAUGAAAAUUGAUACCAAUGUAAAGAGAGAAGAGGUAGAGAAACUGAUCAAUGAAUUGAUGGUGGGAGAGAAAGGAAAGAAGAUGAGGCAAAAGGCGACGGAGUUGAAGAAGAAGGCAGCGGAGGACACGAGACUCGGUGGUAGUUCAUACAUGAACUUGGACAAAGUGAUUAAGGAUGUCAUGCUUAAAAACUAUUAGAUUUAUAUGAUCUUUUCUUGUUGAUUUUAUUUCUUUUGCGAGCACAAACAAUGCAUGAUUUAGAUUUCUAAUUAUAUCUAAAUUGUAAGCAAUCACAUACCUUGUAUUUUUUUACAAUGCAUUGUUUCAAAAGGGUUCAACGCUAAGUGAAGAUCUUUUGUUUUAUGUAAUAACAUCAUGGGAAGCUUUAUAAAUCCACAGGUUCCAAAUUUAGCUCA